AGUUCUUUAAUGUCGAGCUGUUUGAGUCCGGGCAACAAAACGAUGCUGUACAUACGUGCUCUUCAUUGUAUGGUUUCGUUUUAGGAAUCAGGGGUCAAGAUUCACAGAUAAAAGUUCGAAGUUAGUAAUUUCAUAAUUUCACCACAGCUCGUGUUCAUUUUGCUUUUUUUCGAAAACCUGGAAAAAAAACCCUCCGGUUCGGGUCAGCUCUGUAUCGAUCGGAUGGUCUCUUUGAGAGAUGUCGAACUGGUUUAGAGCUUCAUUCCCGCGACAGUAAUGGCGCAAAAACUUCAGCAGCAGCUAAAAGAGGUGGGAUCGAAGCUCGAAAAUCCUCCAGCUUCAAAAGAUGCGCUAAUUAAGCUUUUAAAGCAAGCUGCUAGUUUUCUGUCUGAGUUGGAUCAAUCUCCAUCACCAUCGAUGUUGGAGUCACUGCAACCUUGUCUCAAUUCUAUAGUCAAGCCAGAACUGCUGAAACAUCAAGACAAGGAUGUCAAACUUCUUGUGGCAACCUGCAUUUGUGAGAUAACCCGAAUUACUGCACCUGUAGCUCCUUACAGUGAUGAUGUUCUAAGGGACAUUUUCCACUUGAUUGUAGGUAUUUUUAAUGGAUUAGGUGAUAUCAAUGGGCCAUCAUUUGGAAGGAGAGUUGUUAUAUUGGAGACUCUUGCAAGAUAUAGGUCAUGUGUUGUGAUGUUGGAUCUUGAGUGUGAUGAUCUAGUGAAUGAAAUGUUCAGUACUUUUUUUUGUGUAGCCAGUGAUGAUCAUCCAGAAAAUGUAUUAACAUCAAUGCAGACGAUCAUGGUACUUCUCAUAGAAGAAAGUGAGGAUGUUCUGGAGAACUUAUUACUUGUUCUAUUAUCUGUUUUAGGCCGGGAAAAAAGUGAUGUUUCUAUGGCUGCACGGAGGCUUGCUAUGAAUGUUAUAGAACAUUGUGCAGGAAAACUUGAACCUGGCAUAAAGCAGUUCCUUAUAUCAUCAAUGUCAGGGGAUAAUAGUUCUCUGAAUAGUCAGCUUGAUUACCAUGAAGUUAUCUAUGAUAUUUAUCGAUGUGCUCCUCAGAUUCUUUCUGGAAUCAUCCCAUAUAUUACAGGAGAACUUUUGGCAGAUCAAGCAGAUAUUCGCUUGAAAGCAGUAAAGUUACUAGGAGACCUGUUUGCUCUACCAGAUUCUAUCAUCUCUGAAGCAUUUCAGCCAGUAUUCUCUGAAUUUCUGAAGAGGUUGACUGAUAGAGUAGUAGAGGUUAGAAUGUUUGUCAUUGGGCAUGUGAAGAGCUGUUUGCUUUCUGAUCCUUUCAGACCUGAAGCUCCUCAAAUCAUUGCUGCCCUUAGUGAUCGGCUGUUGGACUAUGACGAAAAUGUUAGGAAAGAAGUUGUUACAGCACUCUGUGAUGUGGCUUGUCAUACCUUGAAAUCCAUUCCAGUUGAAGCCAUAAAACUUGUUGCGGAGCGUCUUCGAGACAAAUCUUUACUUGUUAAAAGAUAUACAAUGGAGAGGCUUGCUGAAAUAUACAGAAUUUAUUGCUUGAAGUGUUCUGAAGGAACAGUUAGCUUUAAUGAAUUUGAUUGGAUACCUGGGAAGAUAUUGAGAUGUUUUUUUGACAAGGAUUUCAGAUCAGAGACAACUGAGGCUGUUCUUUGUGGAUCCUUGUUCCCCACUGAAUUCUCAAUCAAAGACAAGGUGAAACAUUGGAUUAAAGUCUUCCCAGGGUUUGACAAAAUUGAGGUUAAGGCACUUGAGAAGCUACUGGAGCAAAAGCAGAGGUUACAGCAAGAAAUGUUGAAGUAUCUCUCUCUUAGGCAGAUGAAUCAGGAUGGCGAUGCCCCUGAGUCCCUAAAGAAAAUUUUUGUUUGCUUCCGGAUCAUGUCCCACUGCUUUCCUGACCCUACUAAGGCUGAGGAGAAUUUUCAGAUUCUUGAUCAACUGAAAGAUGCUAAUGUUUGGAAAAUUUUGUCAAAUUUACUUGAUCCUGGCACUAGUUUUCAGCAAGCUUGGACCUCUAGGGAUGAAUUGCUUGGGAUCCUUGGCGAAAAACACCGACUUUAUGAUUUUUUGGGAAUACUCUCAAUGAAGUGCUCUUAUCUACUCUUCAACAAGGAGUAUGUUAAAGAACUCCUUUCAGAGAUUUCUGAACAAAAGUCAGCAGGCAGUACACAACUAAUUCGAUCAUGCAUGGAUCUACUAGUGAUUAUUGCCCAUUUUUCUCCGUUGCUAUUAAGUGGGAUUGAAGAAGAACUGGUGAAUCUUCUUAAAGAGGACAAUGGAAUAGUUAAAGAAGGUGUUCUGCAUGUUCUGGCAUGGGCUGGAGGAACCAUCCGGGAACAAUUAUCAAUGACUUCUAGUUCAGUAGACCUUAUAUUAGAGAGAAUAUGUUUAGAGGGUAACCGAACAGAGGCCAAGUAUGCUGUACAUGCCCUAGCAGCAAUAACAAAAGAUGAUGGCCUUAAGUCUCUCUCUGUUCUAUACAAGAGGCUUGUUGAUAUGCUAGAUGAGAAGACACAUCUUCCUGCAAUCCUACAGUCUCUGGGAUGUAUAGCACAGACUGCAAUGCCAGUUUUUGAAACUAGGGAGAGUGAAAUUUUAGGGUUUAUAACAGGCAAAAUUCUUGAGUGCAGUAAUAAGGAAGAGAAAAAUACUCAAAGCUGUUGGGACAACAGAAGUGAACUUUGUUCAUUGAAGAUUUUUGGUAUUAAAACAUUGGUGAAGAGCUACUUGCCUGUUAAGGAUGCUCAUUUGCGUCUUGGGAUUGAAAAUCUCUUGGGAAUCCUUAAAAAUGUUCUUACUUUUGGAGAAAUUUCAGAAGAUAUAAAAUCAAGUCCUGUUGAUAAGGCCCAUUUGAAGCUUGCUUCAGCAAAAGCAGUCCUACGUUUAUCAAAGCACUGGGAUCAUAAAAUACCCAUUGAUGUUUUUCAUUUAACCUUGAAAACGUCAGAGGUUCUCUACCCUCAAGUUAAGAAACUUUUCCUUGGAAAAGUACAUCAGUAUAUAAAGGAUCGACUUCUUGAUGCAAAGUAUGCUUGUGCAUUUUUGUUAAAUUUAACUGGAUCUCAGGGGCCAGACAUUAAAGAGGACAAACAUAAUCUAGUUGAAGUUAUUCAGACGUGCCACCAAGCAAGAGCACGCCAGCUUUCCAUGCAAUGUGAUGCAAAUCUGUUGUUGACAUAUCCGGAAUACAUACUUCCAUACCUAGUUCAUGCUCUUGCACAUGACUCUUCAUGUCCUAACAUUGAUGAUUGUACAGAUGUUAAAGUAUUUGAACCAAUAUUCCGGCAGUUGCAUUUAUUUCUUUCUGUGUUGAUACGUGGAGAUAAAGCUGGAAAGCCAGAAGUUAGUGCCAGCAAAGAAAAGGAGACUGUUUCUACAAUUAUCUCUAUUUUUCAUGCUAUCAAAUUAUCAGAAGAUAUGGUUGAUGUGAUGAAGUCAAAGAACUCACAUGCAAUCUGUGAUAUUGGGAUGUCAAUCACAAAGCGCCUAACUCAAAAGCAGGAAGAUUUGAAAGGAUUGACAACCUCAGUUCCACUACCUCCGGCACUGUAUAAACCAGUUGAGAAUAAAGAAGGGAUUGACUCUUUGACCACUGAGAGGCCAACAUGGUUGGCUGGUGACAGUGUCUUGGACCAUCUUGAAUCAAUUGAUUUGGAAACUAAUGGAAUGGUUCAUUCAGAAAUUCCCGAGGAUGAAAACGUUCUGAAGGCUAGUGAUAGAGAUGAGAAUGAAAUAACCCUUGGGAAGAUGAUAAAACGUUUAAAAUCUCAGCGAGCCAAAACUAGAAAAGUAGUGAAGAAGAAGACUUUACCAGACGGAAGAAAAAAAUCAAAAAAUGAUGUUGAUAUUUUGGGAAUGGUGAGGGAAAUAAAUUUGGAUAAUUUGGAAAGAUCCAAUAACUUGGAAUCAGGCAAUGGUCAUGAAUAUUUUGCAAGUGGAGAAACAGAAAAUGAUCAAACAAUGAAUGAGGAAAUUCCCAAAACACAGAGAAGGAAAAGAAGGAAAACUAAUGAUUCAAUAACUAUGGCAAUACCAAAACGGAAGAGGUCAUUAUCUUCUCAGGAUGUUCACAAUUCAUCUCACUUGAGCUCUUCCAAGGGUCUGAAGAAAACUUUAGAGGACAAUUCAAAUCACAUAUCUAUGCGAUCUAUCAAAUUUGAUGUGGAAGCCCACACUGAUUCAGAAGAUGAUAUGUCACCAAAGAAAGAAAUGGUUGAACCUACCGAAUCUGGUUUGCUGGGUUCAUGCUUGCCAACAAACAAAAGCUUCUCAUCAAAACGUAGGGGCAAACGGACUGGUCAGGAUUUGAAUGAAACAUCACAUAAAAAUGGGAGAACUGAUAGCCAUGUGGUUAAGAAGCCAAGUGCGCUUCAGACUGAUGAUAAUAAUUCAAUUGAUACUACUAAAGCCUCAAGAGGAAAUGUUAGGAAGCGGAAAAGAAGAAGUAUUGCGGGAUUAGCAAAGUGUUCAUUGAAGGAAACUGGGGAUUAUGGUACAAACUUGAUUGGGAGAAGAAUAAAAGUUUGGUGGCCAAUGGAUAAGCAGUUUUAUGAAGGUGUGGUGCAAUCUUAUGACCAAGGAAAGAGGAAGCAUGUGAUAUUGUAUGAUGAUGGAGAUGUGGAAGUUCUCCUGUUAAAGAAGGAGCACUGGGAGCUUAUUGGUAAUGACCAUCAGCCUAGAAAGCAUCUAAAAUCACCCAAAGUUUCUUCUUCUAAUGAAAUUUCAUCUGUGAAGAAAAGAAAUAGGACUUUGGGUGAUUCAAUGCAGAAUAAGAAAUCCUCUAAUAAAUCUUCAUCUUCUAGAAACAGAAGGAAAAUAACUUUCAGAAAAAAUGUGGAACAAGAAAAGAAUGCUAUGCUAGAAAAUAACUUUGAUGCUGACUUUAGUGAAGGUGAUUCUAAGGACAAAAAAAUGAAAAGAUUAGAGAACAGCCAGACAGACACAGAGGAACCUGACAAAGAAGAUAAGUCAGUUUCUGAAGGGAAACUGGUAGAAGAUGCAGAGAAAGGUGGAAUGGAUACAGAAGAAUCUGCCAAGGAAGAAGAGUCAGAUUAUGAAGGUACCACAGAGAAGAGUCGAAUGGAUGCAGAGGAAUCCAACAAAGAAGAAACGUUAGAUUCUGAAAGGAAACAGAUAGAAGAAACAGAGAGGAGCCAAACUGAUGCAGAGGAAUCUAGCAAAGAAGUGCAAUCAGAUUCUGAAGGGAAACAGGAAGAAGAGAGAGUGAACUCAACAAACCAAAAUGAAUCUAACGAUGAGGAGAAAUCAGAUGCAUCCAGUUCUGAGAACAUUGAAGAUUCUGAUAAUGAGCCUCUCAGCAUGUGGAAGCAUCGGGCAAGGAAAGCAACCUAAAGCAGUGAACAGACGUUCCAUUUCAAGAUAGACAUGACGCCAUGGCUGCACUCUUAUGAUUAGCGUCAAGACAAUUGUUGCUGGAUCUGAGGGAUGAAUACUAUCUAACUGAUAAACAACACUUAAAUUCUCUCACAUUUUAGGCCUGUGUAUCAUGUAUCAUAGUUGUUAAUGUCCCACAUUUUUGUAACAUUAUUGUGUUCUCCGUGUUGGGAUUAUGUGAUUUGUACGAGCUAGUUAUGGAGGCACAUCAAAGAACCAGUCCACUACGGACUAAUGUACAGUUAUAAUAGGUGGACUAUAUAUAAUAUUGGUGGGACUUGUAUUCUGUAA
Messenger RNA from Nelumbo nucifera (sacred lotus), 5667 nucleotides. RefSeq names its product sister chromatid cohesion protein PDS5 homolog A. Gene Ontology annotation, biological process: DNA repair; mitotic sister chromatid cohesion. Gene Ontology annotation, cellular component: nucleus; chromatin. The record is from RefSeq and is a predicted model, not a curated record. NCBI's taxonomy places the organism in Eukaryota, Viridiplantae, Streptophyta, Magnoliopsida, Proteales, Nelumbonaceae.